Apis florea (little honeybee) is the source of this 3649-nucleotide messenger RNA. RefSeq lists its product as uncharacterized. Gene Ontology annotation, molecular function: extracellular matrix structural constituent conferring tensile strength. Gene Ontology annotation, biological process: extracellular matrix organization. The record is from RefSeq and is a predicted model, not a curated record. NCBI's taxonomy places the organism in Eukaryota, Metazoa, Arthropoda, Insecta, Hymenoptera, Apidae.
AAUCAGUGCGAAUGGAAGUGGACGUUAGGUCGACCGAUCGUCCUCCACGCGUCCGGCAGCCGGUGGAUGAGUCGAGGCCCGAAGACGGCCGAAUAUGGCCGAAUAUCGCCGAAGCGACGAACCCUCGGCCCUCGGCACAGCGUCGCCCCACCACAUCCAGUCGUACUGCGAAUGCCACGCUGUGUGCUUCGUAUUCGCGGUAUUUCGGUAUACUUUUCGUUCGUUCCAAUAAAUCGAACCUCGUUGUGUUUAACACGUAAUCAUCGAUGAAAUACGCGUCGUACGAAUCGUCGUUAGACUGACUCGAUACCCCAGGAAAUCCGAGGCUUCUCGUUGUUUCGAUGAUAAUAGUUUUUCGACGGUUAGUUCCGCCACUGUUUAUCGGUUUCGUUUCUCACGUUCUCUAAGCGUAAGCGUGUGCCAACGAGACGUUUGAAGGGCAAAUACCAUACCUAUGAUCGAGGUAAUCGUGUCUCUUUCGCCGUUAAAGAUAAUCUCGAAUUAAGGAGAGUGUGGAAAGUGCGCAAAGCCGAAGGAAUCGCGAUGCGACAGCGCCGGGUGAUGCUCCAUUUGCACCGGCAACGGCAACAGAAAGGACAAGACGUUCGAAGAGCAAGAUAGACGGAAAUAGAAGAUUUCUAAAGGAAGAAGUUGGCUCGUGGUUAGAUAGGAUCGUGGUUAAUUCCGAAACGGUCGGUAGGGGGACGCUGUCAUUGCUGUUCGAACAUUUAAAACUAGCGCGCGUUUUAACGGAACACUCGUGUUCUGAUUGGUGGCAUCGUUUGUUGUUUACCAACGUCAGUGUGCGGUCAAACUGGGAACCUCGAUUGCUCUAAGAAGGAGAGAGGGAGGGAUAAAAAAGGAGAGAAAGAGCCACGAGCGCGUUCCUUGAAGGUAAUAGAGAGAUAGAAAGAGAGAGAGUGUACAGGCGAACGCGUGCUCUCGUGCGAGAUAAAAGAAGAAGAAGAAGAAGAAGAAGAAGGAACGAGUCUAAGAAAGAGAGGUAAGCAAUAACGGGCAAGUGGGUGCACGAGAUGCAUUCCAGAUGGACGAUGACGCCGUACAGUCUGUAAGACUCGCGUGGUUUCUCCAUUGUAUCGCGUUUAUCCGUGAUUGCCGUGUCAGGACGUAUCGACGAUCUUUGGGUGGGUUAUGACGCGCGCUUAACGCGUUGCGUGUGCACGAAUAGAAGCGAGAGCGUGUGUCGAUCCUGUGUACAACAUGGAGUCCGACACGGCGACCGACUGGUCGUCGCCGAGAAAAGGCUCCCUCGAGACAUCGAUGCCGAGGAAAUUCCGCAAGGAUUCCUGUCGAACCGAGGGUGUAACACUCAAUUGGGCGAUGUGCGCCCUCUGUAUUACCAGCUUGGCCGUGUCCGGUCUACUCAUGUACAGGGAACUGGGAUUGGAAUCGAGGAUCGCCAAUUUGGAAACUCGUUGUCAGCUUCAAGAAACGCCGGACGUUCUUAUCCAGAGGCUGAAGAGGGAAGUUCAGGAACAGUUGGAGGUGCAGCGGUCUGCGUUGGAGACGAGCGUGUUUCGGAUCAAACGAGACGUUUCGGAGUGCAACUGUCCACCAGGUCCUCCCGGUGAGCCUGGAAAACGAGGGAAAAAAGGGAAAAAGGGCGACCCUGGGGAACCAGGCCCGCAGGGUGUGGCCGGGACGCCGGGCAAGAACGGUUUUCCGGGACCUAUUGGGUUAGAUGGACCAAAAGGUGAGCCGGGGCGACCGGGGGAGAAAGGGCAGAAAGGAGAGCUUGGCAGCCCGGGCUUCGACGUCUUUUCCGCAGUAAAGGUCAAUGCACAGGGAUUAGGGUUAAAGAGGUCGGUGACGACGCUCCGCGGCGGGACGCUUGGCUAUGCGGAAAUCGUCGCUCUGAAGGGACUUCAGGAGCAAGGGCAUAAUAUCUCAGCGCAGACCAUCAUACAACUGAAAGGAGAGCCAGGCGAGCCUGGGCCACCGGGUCCACCCGGUCCUCCGGGUGCCGAGGGUCUUCCCGGCCACGAGGGAAGGCAAGGAGCGCCGGGCGACGUUGGACCGCCGGGUGAAAAGGGAACACCGGGAUCGGCCGGGCCGAUCGGCCCACCUGGUACACCGGGACUUCCGGGUCCUAAGGGUGACAAGGGUGAUAGAGGCGACCGAGGUAUAACAACGUCUUUGAACGGGGAACCAUUUGCAACUGGAGUAUUCGAAGGACCCCCUGGUCCACCAGGACCACCUGGGCCCCAGGGCGAGAAGGGGGAGCUGGGUCCGACGGGACCACCCGGUCUGCCGGGAGAGAAGGGUGCCCGGGGAAAGCAAGGGAAGAGGGGUUUCAAGGGUGAGAGCGGUGUGGCAUUGAUGAGAGGCCCACCCGGUCUACCGGGUCCAAAGGGUGAUCCCGGGGAACGGGGUUACCGAGGCGAUAAAGGAACCAAGGGAGACACGGGCUCACCAGGACCAAAGGGAGAGCAAGGACAUCCUGGUUUACCUGGGCUCAAUGGAACGGAUGGGGAGACUGGUAUACAGGGUCCUCCAGGAUUGCCAGGAAUUUCUGGGCCCAAAGGUGAAAAAGGUGACUACGGAGAUAUCGGACCUCCAGGACUUAUGGGGCCACCAGGUUUGCCUGGUCCACCGGGUUAUCCAGGGUUGAAAGGUGAAAAAGGGGAGAAAGGUGAAUCGAAAUACAAGAAACUUAGGAGAAGGCAGGGAGACGGCACGUUUGAAGUAAACGCUGGUGAAGUGAUAAUGGGACCACCGGGACCACCAGGCCCAGCUGGUACUCCUGGCCUCCAAGGUCCACCUGGCAUAAAAGGCGACCGAGGACACGAUGGUGCCAAAGGCGAUCCUGGAGAGAAGGGUGCGAAAGGAGAUCCUGGUCCAAUGGGACUACCCGGCCCCAUGGGACUGAGAGGAGAGUCCGGAAAACCCGGGGAUGCCGGGAAACCUGGUGCCAUGGGGCCACCAGGAUUAGACGGCAUGAAGGGUGCGCAAGGAGAACCAGGGACAAAGGGAGAAAGAGGGGAUCCUGGCCUACCUGGUACCGAUGGAAUUCCUGGCGCGGAGGGACCGAAGGGAGAGAAAGGUGCUAAAGGCGAAUCUGGACCGCCGGGGAAACGGGGUAGGAAAGGCGACAAAGGCAACAAAGGAGAUCAGGGUGUACCCGGCCUCGAUGCUCCCUGUCCAUUAGGGGCCGACGGACUUCCGCUGGCAGGAUGCGGUUGGAGGCCACCCCAGCAGGACAUCACUAGCACCUCGAUACCAGCUGUCGAAGGUCCUGAACCUGCAGAAACGGAUUACGAGGAGCCGGAAGAGGAAUACGAGGAGUAUACGGAUCCGAAUGGAAAUCUAGCCGAGCAAUAAUUGCUCGUUGUGCGCUGCCCUAAUCACUACCAACAACUACCACCACUACUACCACUACCAUCACCACUACAACCACCAAAACCACCACAGCCAUCGCCCUCAUCACUCGUCUCACCUUGCUCUCCCAAACUAACGUGGUCCUGAGAAGAAGGAAUAUUCUUCACGAUUGGCUAGAAGAGGAAGCGCAAAAGGAAGAAGGGCAGUGAUACAAACGCAUUAAAAGAAGAAGAUAGUACAUAUUUUCGAGGACCUCUGUGUAUACUCCAUACGUAAAAAAAAAAAAAGGAAAAAAAGAAAAACAAAAAAA